Molecule: messenger RNA, 5354 nt
Organism: Fopius arisanus
Lineage: Eukaryota; Metazoa; Arthropoda; Insecta; Hymenoptera; Braconidae
Gene: Pdk1
Product: Phosphoinositide-dependent kinase 1
Exons: 3
Coding region: 1673-3265 (530 amino acids)
Biological process (GO): peptidyl-serine phosphorylation; intracellular signal transduction
Molecular function (GO): ATP binding; protein serine/threonine kinase activity
Source: RefSeq, a predicted model, not a curated record
AAAUAAAGCACUCCUUGACUUUUAUCCAGAAUUUGAAAUAUUUUCCUUUCACAUUUAUCUUUACCAUUCAUGAAUGGACAUAAUUGAUAACAUCUUGCUCGCCUGAUUCACGCUGUUAAUUUUAGAAGUACAGGAUAAGUUGAAGAAUUGCCUUUUCUUAAAUAAACUCUAUUUUCGUUCGUAUUAAACAUUUCUUCAAUAUUUUAUAUCUGAAAUUUAACAUUAGAAAAAAAUAUUUCCUAUAUUCAGAUUAUACAAAUGUCUUAAAUUUUCAAAGGUUUUCAUUACUGUUUCCAUUCUCCAUCACGUCAUUAUUAAUUCUUGAUUUAGCUAUUUACCACAGCUCUCAUUACCAUUACUUAAUAGACACGCAACUCCUACUAGUUUCAUUUUUUCAUCAAGUCCUAAUUUCAGCAUAUCAGUAAUUACCGGUGAUGAAAUUUCAUGUUCUCUGAAUUCUUUGAGACCACUAACCGCUUAAAAAGUUUCAAAUAACAAAACUUCACUCUGAAAGUUUCCCACAGAAAAACACUUCUUUCAUAAUUUUUCGAAAGGACCACAGAAAUGACCGUGAAGCAGAACCAAAAGGGCGGAUUUUCCUCACCUUUAGAGUCAUUUUUUUGAAUUGGUUACAUAUUCUGGGGAACGGAAGAGAACAAUUUGAGAAAUGAAAAGCGGUUCAUUAUUUCAAGGCAUCUCAAUUACGCAGUUUAAAUACUUCAUGAGUCACUCCACCUUCUAUGAUUCAUUUUUCCAUUGGCAACCAAACUAUUGAGUGAAAUUUUUCAGCAGGCAAAUUUUUUCACGAAUUAUCUUAGGAUUUAUUGAAUGUACGGUUGAAUAGUAAAAGGUUUUGUAAGUGUGGAUGACGUAUCGAGGAGUCAUUGAACACACGCCAGAUUAUCGAUAUCACCUAUUCUGAGUAUUAUCGCAACUCGAAUAAACAGCCAAAUAAACGAACGUUGAAUGUGUUUUUCGUAGAGUCGUUACCGUUAUCGCGUCACAACGACGCUCUUGACGUAGUUUUACGUAUCUACAGCAUAUUGGGCAGGCUAUUAUUUUCGAUGGAUAGAAUGCAUAACGACUUGUUUCUUCUAAUUAACGAUGGAAAGAACGUCAGAGAUGCGUCAGCAGAAAAGCUGCAUGUAAGAAACUUGAGAAUGUGAAAAUCCAGUCUUUCAGUUCAGGUGUGUUGUAUCGGUUCCAUCAACUCAUUUACAUUAUUGAUUUGAAAAAAGAUAUCCUCAUGGUGAGGUUUAAGGUUUUUGACAAUUAUUAUUAAUUGCUAAUCAAGUGACGAUUUAAAAAUUGAAAGAAGCCUUUUGUAGUCGAAGAGAUUACAUAAAAAAAUAUGUCGAUUAAUGAUUGACGUAUCACUAAUCAUUAUUCAUUGUAAAAAUUAGCAAGUGGAGACAUUCACGUCCAAGUCAAGUGGAAAAAAAUAAGAAGUGUUGAUGAAAGUGUUUCUACUCAUUUUUACGACAAUUGAUUAUUAAUUCGUAAAUACGUACAACUGUUUAUAUUGCAAAAACAUUUGAAAUGUCAUGCUUCCCUUGGAAUUUGCUCGGCUAUCACAAAACUAGGAACGUUGCAGCUGAAAAAGCGUGUGGCGAACCAGGCGCUUACCGUUUCGCCACAGCCGGCAGUGACGGUGGAGGAGCCGGUGUCAAAAAUGUCUCCACCCACUAAUGACAUGACAAACGGUGUUGUGGCUAAUCAAAAUACCAUGACACCACGUUUACCAUCAUCACCAAAUACUGGAAUUACCACUGCUACUACCACAACGGCAUUACCAACGCAUAAGCGCACAGCUAAGGAUUUCAUCUUUGGGAAGGUCAUUGGCGAGGGCAGCUUUUCAACCGUUUACCUCGCCAAAGACAUUCACACAGGUCGUGAAUACGCAAUAAAAGUAUGCGACAAGCGUUACAUUAUUAAAGAGAAGAAGACGGAGUAUGUUAAACGAGAGAAAGAGGUGUUAAACAUGUUGGCAGGUGCAAAACACUCGUUUGUACGUUUAUUCUGCACAUUUCAAGACGUAGACCGCCUCUACUUUGCUCUCUCCUACGCCAAGAAUGGCGAACUACUGCCUUACAUCAACAAAGUCGGUUCAUUCGACAUCGAGUGUACAAAAUUCUACUCAGCCGAGAUUCUCCAUGGUUUGGAGUAUCUCCACGGUCUUGGUAUAAUUCAUCGUGACCUGAAGCCUGAGAAUAUUCUUCUUGACGAGAAGAUGCACGUUCUCAUCACUGACUUUGGCAGUGCUAAAAUACUCAAGGAAGAUCCAGAGUUGGAGAGACCAAGUGACAACUAUGAGAAUCGGAAUCAAUCAGCUAGACGUGAAAGGCGCAAUUCUUUCGUUGGUACAGCACAGUACGUAUCACCAGAGUUACUGACUGAUAAAACAGCAUCGAGAGCUUCGGAUCUCUGGGCCCUCGGUUGUAUAAUAUACCAAAUGGUUGCUGGCUUACCUCCAUUCAGAUCUAGGAGUGAAUAUCUCAUUUUCCAAAAGAUUCUCAAGCUUGAGUAUGAGAUUCCUGAUGGAUUUUGUGAUCUUGCUAAGUCACUUGUCAGACAGUUGUUGGUUGUUGAUGCAUCUGAGAGACUCGGUGCAACGGAUGAGCAUGGAAAUGGUUAUCCCAGCAUCAGAGCCCAUGAAUUCUUCGAGGGAGUUGAUUUUGAGACUCUCCAUGAACAAACACCACCUCCAAUCUAUCCUUAUCUACCUGGCACUUCUGAACACGAGGAGUUGAGAUCGCAUUAUCGAGUUCCAGAUCAUCUAGAGCCUGGCCUAGAUGAUAAACAACUAACGAGGCUACUUGGAUUAGGAAUUGGAGAGGAUACCACUGAUAAACCAAUACCUGCUGUUGAAAAACCAAGAAGAAAGAGUGGCUGCAUAUCUCAUCUUUCACCUGAAGAGAUCAAAGAACAACUGGAGAAACAGAAGACCUCCAGUCCCUGGCACUCCUUCGUCGAUGAUCAUCUCAUUCUCAAACAGGGAUUUGUGAAUAAACGCAAGGGAUUAUUCGCCAGGAGACGAAUGCUACUGCUCACCACUGGACCUCAUCUUUAUUAUGUUGAUCCUGUUAAUAUGGUACUCAAGGGGGAAAUUCCAUGGAGUCCAGAGUUGAGGGUUGAGCCGAAAAAUUUUAAAAUCUUUUUCGUUCACACUCCAAAUCGAACUUAUUAUCUGGAAGAACCUGAGGGAUUUGCACUCGAGUGGUGCAGCGCCAUUGAAGACAUGAGGAUUCACUGUUAUGGACUAUAGGAAUGAUAAUUAUAGCAAAGUUCGGUAUCACUAUGAGGGAUUAAGGAAAUUUUAAAGGCGUAGGAUCUCCUAUACUCUUUCUUCCUUUUUAAAAUUAACCUAUUGAGGAUAAUUACUAUUCAUCAUACUUAGCAAAUAUGAAACUUAAUCAGAGAAAUUAGAAAAUUGAUCAGGUAUAUUUGUUCUGAUACCGUGCAGAUUAUUCAUUUGAUAUUCCGUCAUUGCUAUUGGCUUUUCUCUCUCAACGUCUUCAUGUUCAUUUUGUCCUCUUUUUGUUCGUUUCGUUUGCAAUUUCCGUGUAUCGAUUUACGGUUAUCGGUGUCUGAGAGAUUCGGUAUUUGUUAAGUCACUGCGCUUUAUUUCAUUAGAAUAUAGCCGAUGAUUAAUGAAAUUUAGAAGAAUUGUAGGUAGGAAAAAAAACCAGCGUAGUGUGAACAUUGAGCUGAAUCGGAUGAACUAAUUAUUUAUAACUAGCUAAAUUCGUAAAUGCUAAACUUACUUAAAUAGUUUGCAGAUUUUCUCGUCAUUUACUGAAUUGAAUAGUCAAUUAAUCAAAUAAGUUAUUUGAUUAAGAGGAAAAAUAGAAAAAUUUGUUUUUUCUUUUUUGUUUAGUGUCUGUUCUGUUCUGUUAAGUAAAGUUAUCGGAAGAAACAAAUGUUUCAUUCCAUUCUAUUUAUCAUCUUCGUGAGUAGAAUUUGAUUAAUUCAUUUAUCAAUGCAAGUAGUAUUAUUUUACUAUUUAAGAAUUAAAUUAAAUGAGAAUAAGGAGAAACUAGUGGUCUGGUUAGAAUGCAAAAAAGAGAUUCAAUAUUUGACGAAGGCUAAUUUAUAAUGUGUUUUGUAAAUAAAAUGCGUUCAAGCAUUCACAAACGCCCAAUCCGCGAUAAUCAUCGGGUCAAUUUGUUCAAAUGUGUGGGGUAAUCUAAUUUUAUACUUAGAAUUAUAAAUAUACAUAUUAGAUCAUUUUCAAAUUUUAAUAUGUAUAUUUAUACGGAUCCACAUGUAUUUAUUGCUGUGAAUUGUUCAAGUGCGCUUGUGUGUCUGUCUGUGUGUGUGUAGAUGUAUUCGAACGUUUGAGCGAAUAGACUAAAUGAAGUAAUAACAAUUACCACUUAAAUAUCUCAUCUCAACGAUGUGAAAGACUUGGACAGGGUAUAUGUAGGGUAUACGAAGUGAAAAGAUAGCUUGUAGAGUGAAUGAGAUAAUUAUUAUCGUUUUUCAUCGACAAAAAAUUGACCACUUUUUUAAUGCUCGAAAUAAUUGUGAGACUCUUUCAAGUCGAAUAAUUGUUCUCAUGGCCUAGUAGUUCAUACAAAAUGACCGCUUUUGGUGGAUUGCGCAAGGUCGGGGCGGGCUAGUCGUCAAAUAAUCGUCUCGAACACUCUACAAGUAUUUUUUUUUUGUUUUAAUUUAAUUUAUUUAUUUACACUUACAUAUUUAUGAAACUAUUUAUUUGUCAUUAUUUUUAAGGAAAAUUUUAGAUGAGAUGAGAUGUUUAUGAUUGAGUGAUUAUCGUGGAUUUAACGUAGAAAUUGUGUCUCGUCGAUGUCGUGGUAUUUUUCUAUAUUUUAUUAUGAAAAUUUUGCACGAUUUUCAAGAUGUGAAACACAAUUUUUAACGUGAUGACAAAUUAUUUGAGUUUAUAGCCAAUUCGAACGAAUUUAGAUAUUGUAACAUUGGCCAAAAUGAAGAUAUAAUUGUGAGAUGAUUAAUUCAAGUAUGUGUAUGUGUGGGGAUAAUUUAAUGUAGUUGAUUGAUUAAGUUGUGCAGUGGAAGAGGUUUUUCGUCGAUAUGUGAGCAUGCUUUGGCAACUGUAAUUGCAGUAUUAUUAUACAUACGUAAGGUGCGCCUUUUAUACAUUAAUUAAUAGGGGUUAUAAGAGGGUUUUUUUCGACCAUUUUUCGUUGUAUAUAUAACAUUUGAAGCAUCACAAAAAAGAAUGAAUGAGGAACAAUCCCGGAAUUGCACACAGGCAUGAAUUUGAUGAUUAUACAUAAUUGUACAAAGAGAUUCUGUAAAUAGUAUGUUAAAACCCUAUUCAUGUUGAAGAAAACAAAUUUAUUUAUAGUAAAUUUUCUGGAAUACCAUAA